Molecule: messenger RNA, 2835 nt
Organism: Botrytis deweyae
Lineage: Eukaryota; Fungi; Ascomycota; Leotiomycetes; Helotiales; Sclerotiniaceae
Exons: 11
Coding region: 1-2835 (944 amino acids)
Molecular function (GO): ATP binding; ATP-dependent chromatin remodeler activity
Source: RefSeq, a predicted model, not a curated record
AUGUCUUCUUCCAAUGUAGAGGCACAUUCACAUCAGAAGAACAAAAGGGGUCUACCUGAUAUCCUCGAACCCUCAUUUGAUCUGGAUGGACCGACUAGGGCUUUUCAUUCCCACAAAAAGACAAAGAGAGAUCCUGUGUCACAUUCAGGGACUCAAAGCGACGAGAACUCUGAUCAUUGCGGAUCAUUUGCUGCUGAUCCAGAGUUUGUCUUGCCCCCCAUGUCACAACCCAAUUCAUUUAUAGGAACACGGAAUGAUUCUGGAUAUAGCAAUCUCGCAUGCUUUGGGCUUAUUCAUAACAUACAAACAAAACUACUCGAUUCCACGACACAGGAGGUUUUAGGGAGAAAUGCCAUCGGCACUAACUCAAAAGAUACGCCGUCGCUCAAGCUUCGCUUUCAGCCUGAGAGUGAAGUUGUUUGUCUGACGACCUCCACUCUUGAUGAAUCAUAUUCCCAGGCAGAUUUUGCAAUUCUCAAUGAGAAGACCGGCCGACUACUUUGCCAGAUGAAGAAUCUAGGUUGUCAUUUUGAGACAAUUCCUUCAACAGCUGAACUCAAUCAUGAAUUGGCAGCCGAGAGAAAGAUGUAUAUUUAUGUUGAUGUCACAGUGGCUGGUCCUAAGAACAUAUGUAAUGCCGUUGGUACACUGUUGUCGACCGCAAAAAUUUACUUGCAGCAUCCUGAGACGAUGCAAAUCGAGAAAUAUACCGACUAUCAAAACCCCCAUUUCUUGAGUUUCGAUAAGGCACCUAGGAGCAUGAUUAUGGAAAGUGAACAACCACAUACUAUCAACUCGUCAAACGAAUAUUCUCUGGGCAUCGACAUGGAUGCUAGGGAGGAUAAUCGACUUCAACCAAAACUUCACAAGAAGGUCACAAAGAUUUUGAAUUCGUUGACAAGGGGUCAGAAACUGAAAAGAAUCGAGGCAAACAUCAAGAUAAUAACACCCCUUAUGCAACACCAGGCAGAAGCACUAGACUUCAUAGCGCAGAGGGAAUUUGGUCCAAUUCCCGAUGAAUAUUCUUUGUGGACUCUGCAAAGAUACGAAAACCAGAUUUGUUAUCAACACAGGAUAUCAGGUCAUAAACGUGGCGAUAGUCCGAUCGAAUGUGGUGGAGGAAUUUUGGCAGAUGACAUGGGCCUCGGAAAGACACUGACAGUCCUUGCCAGUAUUAUGCAGGCAUCUAAAGAAGCCGAGGACUUCUUUGGUAGUUCCCCUCGAGGCUUUGAGCACGACAAGAACUUCAAAUACAAGGUUCGUUCAAAAUCGACACUCGUUAUUGUGCAAACAUCUUUACUCAUCGAUGGAUGGAGAGAGGAAAUCGCCAAACACUGUCGGGGAUAUGUGAACAUUAACAUAUACCAUGGUCGUGGGCGCGAGACAAGCCGUAAGCCCCUAAUCGAAGCGGACAUCGUACUGAGUACAUAUGAUACAAUCUCUGCGGAAUCAUUAGAUCCAGAAAGUCCAGUCUAUGGUAUUGAAUGGUUCCGUCUUGUUCUUGACGAAGCUCACAGAAUUCGCAACAUGAAGACGAAGCUAUUUCGAUCAAUGAGUCAACUUUCUGCAAACAUAAGAUGGUGCCUAACAGGUACCCCUAUUCAAAAUAGUUUGGAUGACCUCGCAGCGUUGGUUUCUUUCAUUCGUUCCUCGCCCCUAGAUGAACUUCCAGUGUUCCGGAAGCACAUUAUAAAUCCACUUCUGAAAGAAAAGAAUGAAGGGGCUGCCAAUCUUCGAACAUUGCUGGACUCAAUAUGCUUACGACGCACCAAAAAGUUACUAAAUCUACCAAGUCUAGUAGAGAUAUAUCGGCCGGUCCACUUCUCUUUCGAAGAAAAGUCGCUGUAUGAUUCGACGCGACGAGAGGAAAUACAGGCCGUGAAACAACAAGAUAGUCAAGGCAGAAACCAAAAAGGCUACUUUGGAAUCUUCCAGCUGCAACUACAACUGCGGCGGCUUUGUAAUCAUGGCACAUUUCUCAAGAGAUGUUCUUCCAUUUCUCAAACUGAUACGCACUUUGAUCCUGAGCAAGCCCUUGAACUACUGCAAGAGAAAAACGAGUCUAGAUGCCACUAUUGCAAUGUAGGGAUCGAAGGCCUCGGCAGUAGUGUCAUCCAUCGUGGCCGCUUCACUACUUGUGGACAUCUUUUAUGCUUUGACUGUGUUUCUAUAUACAGGAACUCCCUCAUUACAGAUAAAGAUGACAUUCACUCACGUUGUUCAAUAUGUAGUCAACCAGUUAUCAACAAUGCCUGCUUUGCCGACGAGGUCGGAAACAAACGCAAGGCUCAUUCAUUGACAACAUCAAGCAAAUUCGAGAGCACUGGAAUCGCAUCCAAAAUGAAGGAACUGCUGAAGGAUAUAAACCGAAAUCAGACAGGAGGCAAGAGUAUCAUAUUUUCAUGUUGGACUACAUCGCUGGACCUUGUUGGGCAUCAUCUGAAGCUCUGCGGGCUGCCCUUUGAACGAAUAGAUGGGAGUUGCACCCGUGCGCAAAGAUAUGACAUCUUACAAAAAUACACCACAGAUGAAAAUAUACGGAUACUCAUAAUGACAACUGGGACAGGGGCGGAGGGUCUCAAUAUUACAGUCGCCAAUUAUGUAUACAUACUGGAGCCACAAUGGAAUCCAAUGGUAGAAGCUCAAGCGAUCGCCCGGGUCCAAAGAAUUGGUCAGAACAGGGACGUCAAGAUUUUCAGAUAUAUUGUAGAGGAUACCGUGGAAAAGGGUAUCCAAGCUCGACAAUCGAGGAAGCUGGAUUACGCGAAGAUGGGUUGGACCGGAGACCAAUUGGAGCUUCCAGAAGAUUCUACAAGUAAAUCCAAUGGUGGAUGA